GGGCGCCGCUCUUAUUGGUGCGCCGCCACGGUUACAUCACGCCGGCGUCUUCCUGCUUCCUUCAGCCGCGUCUUCAAGUGGGGUCUCUUGUCGCGGCCGGAGAGGAGCGCGCCACUGUAUCCAUCGCUCUUCUCCCUCUCUCUCUCUCCCUCCCUCUCUCCCUCCCUCUCUCGCUCUUUCUCUCCCUCGCUCACGUCCUCCGGAGCUCUCUCGCUCUUUGUGCGUCCCGCUUGGCGGUGGAUGAAGACAGCCGGUGCGUAAAAAAGAAAAGAAAAAAAAAUCGCAUCUUCCAGGGGUUUUUUUGUUUUUUUUUUAUAAAUCCAGAUUUAUCCAAUACGGCGAUCUAUUCUUCUUCUUUCUUUUUUUUUUUUUUUUUUUAAAUAAUUUAAAAGUGGAUCACCUCGUCGUCCUUCUUCUUCUUCUCGCCAUCAGCAUCAACUGCGGGGCUUUGAUCCCAGAGACGGACUGCUUUUGCGGGAGAUGGCCCAAUAGCAGCAGCCCGUGAUGCCGGACCAUGACAGCGACUCCCUCCUGAACAGACAGACCAAGCGAAGACGUGUGGACAUCGGCGUGAAGAGGACCGUGGGCAGCGCCGUCUCGGCCGCAGCGACAGCCGCCACCGAUAACAUCGCCCGCGCCAAAGCAGCCAUUUUCAGCAUGAACUCUCUGAGCGCCCACUCUCACCACGGGUCGGACGCCGACUCCAUGGAGUGCUCCGUGGUGCAGCCGCACGGGGGGCCCGGCGUGGGCUCGGCCGGCGACGGCGAGUCCAAGUCCAACGUGCUGCGGAAGCUGCUGAAGCGGGCCAACUCGUACGAGGACGCCAUGAUGCCCUUCCCUGGCACGACCAUCAUCUCCCAGCUGCUGAAGAACAACCUCGCUAAAAACGGCGGCGGGCCGGAAAGAGGGGAUCGAGAUCGAGGUGAGAGGGUUGAGACCUGCUUCCCCGGAUCGGGGCUCUCCACCACGAGCUCCGAUGCGCACCAAGAAGACGCCUGCAGCAAUUCAUCCCAAGAAAGCACCCCUCAGGAAUGUUUGUCCCCUUUCGGGCCCCCCGGCCUGGGGGCCUUUGACCUGGAGCGCCUGAACGACGAGCACCUGCGCGCCAAGCGAGCCCGCGUGGAGAACAUCAUCCGCGGCAUGAGCCACUCCCCGAGCGUGGUGCCGCCGGCGCCCUCUCGCCACGAGCGCGACCACGACAUGGACCGGGAGAUGGAUCUGGAGUGCCCGCUUCCGCAGGCCCCCGGCAGCCCCCCUCGGGCGGGCGAGGUGUGCGGCAGCAGCAGCAGCAGCAGUCGGGAGAACAAGCGCAAGCAGCGUCUGCCCCAGCAGCAGCAGCAGAGCUUCACCCAGCUGGUGUGUCAAAGGAAGGAGCAAAAGCAGGAGGAGCGGCGACAACUGAAGCUGCAGCUGGAGGACAUGCAGAAACAGCUGCGCCAGCUCCAGGAGAAGUUCUUUCAGAUCUACGAUUCCACGGACGACUCCGAACACAACGACCUGCACAACGACAUGGGGAACCUGUCCGAGGACAGCCCGGUGAGGUCCGACAACGGCGGGGACGAGCGGGGCGGGGACGACCCGCGGUCUGACAACGAGAUGUCUGACCUGGACCCGGGCCACUUCCUGGAUCGGGCUCGGGCGCUGCUUCAAGAGCAGGCCCUGCUGGGGGAAAGAGAGAAGCCGAGGCGAGACGGAAUCGGCCGGAGCAAAGGGCAGGCCGGCCCGGGCGCCCCCGUGCACGGGGAAGGCAAGCAGCUGGCGGAAACGCUGAAGCAGGAGCUUAACUCUGCGAUGACACAGGUGGUGGACACUGUGGUGAAGGUGUUUGCCAAGCCCCCACGCCCCACGCCCCAGCAGGCUUUCCCCCCGCUUUCUUUACCACCUGAACGCUUCUCCACUGUGGUCAACGGGGACAACCCCAACUUCCACACCACCAACCAGAGGCUGCAGUGCUUCGGCGACGUCAUCAUUCCUAACCCGCUAGACUCCUUCACCGGCAUCCCCGGCCUUCCAGGUGCCGCCAACGACCAAACCGAGGCGCUGCCCUUAGUGGUGAGGAAGACGCCCAGCGAGCACCAUCACCAGUCCUCCGCCGUGGGCGCCCACGGAGGUCACCACCACCCGUCUCUCCACCCCUCUUCACUCUCCGCCUCGAUGGGCUUCAGCCCCCCAUCCUUCCGACACCCGUUCCCCCUGCCUCUCAUGGGCUACCCUUUCCAGAGUCCCCUGGGCCCGCCCGCCGGCGGCUACCUGGGCAAGGAGCGUUCCUCGCCGGACUCCAUGGACCUUUCCCGGGAGACCACCAGCCUGAGGACCAAGAUGGCAUCCGGGCACCACCUGGGCCACCACCAUCGCUCCUGCUCGCCGGCGCACCCGGGCAGCACCGCCGAGGCCCUUUCCCUCUCGCUCAUCAAGUCCGAGUGCGGCGACCUCCAAGACAUGGCCGACAUCUCGCCAUACUCGGGCAGCAACAUACAGGAGGGUCUCUCCCCGAAUCACCUGAAGAAGGCCAAGCUGAUGUUCUUCUACACCCGCUACCCGAGCUCCAACAUGCUGAAGAUGUUCUUCUCUGAUGUCAAGUUCAACCGCUGCAUCACCUCCCAACUCAUCAAGUGGUUCAGCAACUUCCGGGAGUUUUACUACAUCCAGAUGGAGAAGUUCGCCCGGCAGUCCAUCAACGACGGCGUGGCGGGCGUGGAGGAGCUGAGCGUGAGCCGCGACUGCGAGCUCUUCCGAGCCCUCAACAUGCACUACAACAAGGCCAACGACUUUGAGGUCCCCGAUCGCUUUUUGGAGGUGGCCGAGAUCACGCUGAGAGAGUUUUUCAACGCCAUCGUGGCGGGCAAAGACGUGGACCCUUCCUGGAAGAAGGCCAUCUACAAGGUGAUCUGCAAGCUGGACAGCGAAGUCCCCGAGGUCUUCAAGUCGCCUAACUGUCUCCAAGAGCUUCUACACGAGUAAAGUCGAGUUCUCCUCGCGCCACAACGCUUUGCGCUUCUUUUUUUUUUUUUUUGAUCUUCUUCAUGGAACCUUACUCUUUUAAUCGAUUUUUUUCCCACCCACUUUCUUUUGUUUUUGUAUUUACUUUUUGAAUGUAUGAAAGUUAUGAAGUAGCAUUCCCGAUUUGAAGCCUUGGCGUCCGUUCCUCGAUGACGUAGUUCUUGUGUUGCUUUUCUUCUAAAAGAAUUUGUAAUAUUAUUAUUAUUAUUAUUAUUAUUAUUAAUUAAUGGAUUUCUUUUUGCUCCUGACGACCUGAGAAGAUUCGAAUCGUUGGGUUUUUUUUUUUUUUUGGGUGUGGCCGCGUGACUCGUCAUCCACGUGGCCUGGUGUAGUAUCAGCACUAACUGAUGGAAACAGGCUGGGUUCCGUAGAGUUCCAUGCGGUCCACCCAAUGAACUGAGUUGUCCCCAACUGGACGCUCCCUCGCACACAAAAGCAGGACUAGUGAGGAAGUGGACUGGAUCUAAACUGGGUCUUGGACCGGUUUCAAAUAGAUUCCGACCUCUACCCUUUUUUUGAAGUGUUUUUCCCGCAGGGGGGGGGCAUUGUGUUUAUCGGGUGUACAUUUUUUCUUUUGCCAUGAAUAUUUCCGUUGUGUAUGAUGAUUUUACUAUUUGUCGCCACUGCUUUGCUGAAGGUUGGCAUUGAAGAUGUUUGUCCCCUCUAAUGCCUUUGCAGACAAAAAUAAAUUAUUCCUAUGAAGAGUAUUCAAAACAAGUUUAGAUUCAGGAUUUGUACUGCUUCUCGUGUCCUUUGCUCGCUGAUUCAUGACUUUUUUCCUGGCCGCAUUUAUUUGUGCCGUUUCCUGCAUGGGGCGGCUGAGACAAUGAUAGUGGAAGUGGGAGUUUCAAAGAUGCUUUGGUUUGCCACGCGUCGUGUUUACGGCCUUGUCUGUGGAUUUUAGUAGAACUGCUGCCACGACGGACGUAAGCCUUAGGUCAAAUUGUCGUUGGUCUAUUUUCCACCUCAGCCGGUCAAUAUGUGAUGACGUUAUUACUUGAAUACAUCGGAGUACUGAAGAAGACUUUUAAGCCCCGUUUACACUAAUCCGGAUAAGGUAAAUCACACCUAACCUAAUUCCUGUCUACACACACCAAUGCCAUCGUUUAAGACGGCCCCCCCCCUUGCAUCCGCCAACGCAACGCGACCUACAACGGAAAAUGCGCAAGUUAAUAGUCACCUCCAUUGUUGCUUUGUGUGCAAGUUCUUAAAUUUAAUGUACCGUAUUUUUCAGAUGAUAAAUCGCAUUUUUUUUUUCCAUAGUUUUCAUGGUUUGCGAUGUAUACUCUGGAGCGAGUUUUGUGUGCAAUUAUUAUUAACACAUUACCGUAAAAUAUCAAAUAAUAUUAUUUAUCCCAUUCACGUAAGAGACUAGGUGUAUGCACCGUAUUUUUCGGACUAUAAGUCGCAGUUUUUCUUUUCAUAGUUUGGCCAGGGGAGCGACUUAUGUGUGAAACUAUUAACACAUUACCGUAAAAUAUCAAAUAAUAUUAUUUAUCUCAUUCACGUAAGUGACUAGACGUAUAAGAUUUCAUGGGAUUUAGUGAUUAGGAGUGACAGAUAGUUUGGUAAAGGUAUAGCAUGUUCUAUAUGUUAUAGUUAUUUGAAGGACUCUUACCAUAAUAUGUUAGGUUAACAUAGCAGGCACCUUCUCAGUUGAUUAUUUAUGCCUCAUAUAAACUACACUUAUUCAGCCUGUUCACUAUUCUUUAUUUAUUUUAAAUUGCCUUUCAAAUGUCUAUACUUGCUGUUUUAUCAAGUAAAUUUCCCCAAAAAACGCGACUUAUAUAUAUUUUUUUCCUUUAUCAUGCAUUUUCGGCCGGAGCAACUUAUAAUCCUAAAAAUACGGUAUAUAUGUUUUGUUUUUUUCAGUCCAAUAUUAUCAGCCGAUAAAUGCUUUAAAAUGUAAUAUCGGAAAUGAUCAGUAUCGGUUUCAAAAUUAUCAACAUCGGUUUGAGAAAAAGUAAAAUUUAUGACGGAUGUAGGGAGAAGUACAGAGCGCCAAUUAACCCUAAAGGCACUGCCUCUGCAUGCCGGCCCUGUCACAAAAUAUCUAUAUAUUUGUACACACACAAGUGAAUACGAAGCAUACUUGUCCAUACAGGUCACACUGAAUGUGGCCGUAUAAACAACUUUAACACUGUUACAAAUAUGCGCCACACUGUGAUCUCACACCAAACAAGAAUGACAAACACAUUUCGGGAGAACAUCCGCACCGUAACCAACAUAAACACAACAUAACAAAUACCCAGAGCCCUUUGCAGCACUAACUCUUCCGGGACGCUACAAUAUACACCCCAAACAUUCCCGCCCACCUCAACCUCCUCAUGCUCUCUCAGAGAGAGCAUGUCCCAAAUUCUAAGCUGCUGUUUUGAGGCAUGUUAAAAAAAAAAAAAUGCACUAUGUGACUUCAAUAAUAAAUAUGGCAGUGUCAUGUUGGCAUUUUUUUCCGUAACUUGAGUUGAUUUAUUUUGGAAAACCUUGUUACAUUGUUUAACGCAUCCAGCGGGGCAUCACAACAAAAUAAAGCAUAAUAAUGUGUUCAUUCUACGACUGUAUAUAUCGGUAUCGGUUGAUAUUGGAAUCGGUAAUUAAAGGCCUACUGAAAUGAGAUUUUCUUAUUUAAACGGGGAUAGCAGGUCCAUUAUAUAUGUCAUACUUGAUCAUUUCGCGAUAUUGCCAUAUUUUUGCUGAAAGGAUUUAGUUGAGAACAUCCACGAUAAAGUUCGCAACUUUUGGUCGCUAAUAAAAAAGCACUAACUCUUCCGGGAUGUUACAAUAUACACCACCCGCUUCCUCCUAAAAACCCAGCACACCUCAACCACCUCAUGCUCUCCCUGAGAGAGCAUGUCCCAAAUUCCAAACUGCUGUUUUGAUGCAUGUUGAAAAAAAAUAAUGCCUUUUGUGACUUCAAUAAUAAAUACGGCAGUGCCAUGUUGGCAUUUUUUUUUCUUCCAUAUCUUGAGUUGAUUUAUUUUGGAAAACCUUGUUACAUUGUUUAAUGCAUCCAACAAAAUGAGGCACAAUAAUGUGUUAAUUCCACGACUGUAUGUAUCGGUAAUUAAGAGUUGGAGAAUAUCGGACUAUCGGAUAUCGGCAGAAAAGCCAUUAUCAGACAUCUCUAGUUUUUUUCCUUCUUUAUUAUGCAUUUUCAUCCGGUGCAACUUAUACUCAGGAAAAUGCGGUAUCUGAACAAUAUCCAGUGUUGUGGUAUUUCAACUAACUGGAAUCCUAUUGUAGUGACUCAAGCCUGAGACAUAAAGUAAUCGAACCUUUAAUAAACACGUAAACAAUGUGAUAAAGACCAUUUAACAUGAAUCAAUCCAGGGAUCUAGAUAUCGGGUCAGGACACAC
Messenger RNA from Nerophis ophidion (straightnose pipefish), 6354 nucleotides. RefSeq names its product prospero homeobox protein 1-like. Gene Ontology annotation, cellular component: nucleus. The record is from RefSeq and is a predicted model, not a curated record. Lineage: Eukaryota; Metazoa; Chordata; Actinopteri; Syngnathiformes; Syngnathidae. Gene Ontology annotation, molecular function: RNA polymerase II cis-regulatory region sequence-specific DNA binding; DNA-binding transcription factor activity, RNA polymerase II-specific. Gene Ontology annotation, biological process: regulation of transcription by RNA polymerase II.